Messenger RNA from Spizellomyces punctatus DAOM BR117, 938 nucleotides. RefSeq lists its product as uncharacterized. Lineage: Eukaryota; Fungi; Chytridiomycota; Chytridiomycetes; Spizellomycetales; Spizellomycetaceae. The record is from RefSeq and is a predicted model, not a curated record. The transcript is spliced from 3 exons. Bases 34 to 852 code for a protein of 272 amino acids. Gene Ontology annotation, cellular component: nucleus.
GAUUGACGCUGUCAUUCCUAAUCUGUUUGAAGCAUGCCAUCUCAGGUCAUUAUAAACACCUUUGCAGGCCUCAAGCCUCUCUGUCUUCAGUUUCCAGAUGAUUCCCCAAGCGAGAGCCCGUUGCUGGUUGAAGAUCUCAAAUUCCGCCUUACCUCCAUCCUAAAUAUUCCUGCUGACGUCCAACGUCUUACGACUGAAGGAGGCCGCUCCCUAGACAACAAUGACAUCCUGUUCCCUACAGAAAAUACAUCCAGAGAUGUGUUUCCACCUGUCUUCAACCUCCUUCUUCGCCUUCCGGGUGGAAAAGGUGGCUUUGGUAGUAUGCUCAGAGCCCAGGGUGGGAAAAUGGCGUCUCAAAAGACGACAAACUUUGAGGCAUGUAGAGAUUUAUCUGGGCGUAGAUUGAAGACGGUGAACGAUGCCAAAAAGUUGGCAGACUACCUGGAGAAAGAACCUGAGCGGAAACGUAAGAGGCAAGAAGAGUUGAUGAAAAAGAUUGAAGAAGGUUUAAAGGAGCCCCAGAAGCAGAAAAUCAGAUAUCAUGACCCGGAGUUUGUGAGUAGUCACGAAAAGGUGAUGGAGGAUGUGAAGGAUGCGGUGACGAAGGCGUUAGCAGCGGCACCUAGCAAGGCGGCUGCCCCACGAAAGCCUUCCCCACCAGCACUGGCUCAACCGGCCGCAGAUCUGUCCCAAUGGGAUGCAUUGUCCGAUGCUGAGGAAUCUGAAGAAGAGGAAGAAGAGGAAUGGGAGGAGGAGCAGGCUGGAGAGGGAAGCUCCGCGGGCGGUAGCAGCGAAACGACAGUGCCACCGCUUGGCAAAGGCAAAGGCAAAGAAGUCGAUGUAUCAGCUUGAGAAUUUGAUGUGUAAUUCGUUGAAGUCAAUUUUGUGUAUAGUAUUAUCUGCUUUCUAGUUCAAUAAUAACUUAUUUACAAUCGCAA